Adineta ricciae is the source of this 3303-nucleotide messenger RNA. Lineage: Eukaryota; Metazoa; Rotifera; Eurotatoria; Adinetida; Adinetidae. The record is from the annotation of a GenBank genome assembly.
AUGAGUAGUUUAUCACCGUUACCCCCACCAUUCGAUCCAAAUAAAACUUUCCAACCCAUGUGGCGUCAAGCUUUUCACUGGCUUAAUCAAUGUCAUGUUUUAUCACCUGAAGCUAAUCGAUUGUUAAAUCUUCCAACGAGUACAGUGGAAGAUUUAGCAGAUGUCUUAUCCGAUGGAAUUGUUCUAUGCAAUUUACUGAAUUAUAUAGUACCAGGAAUUAUAAAAUAUACGGAUGUUUCGUUUCGACCACAAAAAAGUCGAUUUUUAUGUUUGCAAAAUAUUCGACUGUUUUUGGAUGCAUGUCGACAGGAAUUACAUUUUCGUGAUCGUGAUCUCUUCGAUCCGUACAUGUUAUUCGAUAAAUAUGAUCUUGACAAAAUCAUUGAAACACUCUCGAAGAUAUCUCGUUUAGAGAUUGCAAAAAAGAAAAAACUAACUCCAUUUCCAAGUACUAGCCCAGUGAAUUAUGUCAACAUCCCCCAAGAAGAUCAUGUCGGAAUCUUGCCAAUCAUGCGCUCACUUGACGAACCAUUACCCGUCCAAGAUCUUUCGAUGAAUAAUCAUGAUGAUUCUCGAGCACUAUUGUAUUAUGCAUCGCCUGAAACAGUUGUUGCUCCAAGUGAACAAAAUAUUCUCUAUGGAUGUUUAAUUGAGAAGAAAAGGGUCGGUGUCCUAAACGAUGAAAAAGUACUGCUAUACGCUUUACCGGCGAAAUUACAACGUCAAUCAUCCUUGUGUCACUCAUGUCGCUAUGCACGUAUUCACCAUGUUCCAUCGUUUCAUUCGACAAAUUCAAGUCAAUUAACUAAACAAAAUUCGCCAUUGAUGAAAACAACAAGUUCAUCGAAUAUAAAUGAAUCACUUUCUUCUUCAUCACUUGUUGCUGCAAAUGCAGCAUCAACACUUUCGUCAGCAGCUGCUAUUACAGAUCAUAAUUCUGUUGAAUUACUUUCACCAUUAAUAAAACAUCGUCUAUCAACAUCAUCACUUCCAUUUUCAAUUCUAAAUGGCGAUGCUGGUGUUUAUGGAUCGCGUAUAAGUAUUGCUGAUGAUGUUUAUGAACAAUUAUGCGAAAAACCAAAGAAAUCUGAUCAUCACAAAGCAUUUCUUCCACGUGAUCAUUGUGUCAAAGAGUUACUUGAUACGGAAUUGAAUUAUCGCGAUUCUUUGAAUCAAAUUGUAACGCAUUUCAUCGAACCAUUGCAAUUGAAGCCGGAAGAACGCAAAAAGAUCUUCUUAAACAUAUCUGACAUACAUGCUUUGCAUUCGGAAUUCUACGAAGAUUUAUGUCGUGCCGGUCGAAAUGAAAAGGGCCGAACAUCCCGAAUCGUCGAGUUGUUUACUAAAUGGCAGGACCGAUUUCUGAUCUAUGCAAAAUAUUGUUCCGAGUUACCUGAUGCACAAGAAUUUCUCGAUCGAAAGAUCAAACAAGAUGCAAGCUUUUCUCAGAAACUUGAACAAUGCCGACAGAAAGCAGGCGAACUUGGUAAAUUUCAAUUGCGUGACACUGUUGUUUUGCCAUUUCAACGUAUCGUUAAAUAUUCAUUACUUUUACAUACAAUGAAAAAAAAUGUUCCAACGACUGAUCCGAACGGUGAAGUCAAACGACAACUAUUAGAAAAAGCAGAAAGUCUAAUGACUGAUGUAAAUCAAUAUAUAAACGAAGCGAAGCGUGCGCAUGAUAAUUUGAAAGUGAUCAAGAACAUUGAAAAAACAAUUUGUGAUAUAAAAUUACCAUCCGAUCGAUGUUUACGCAAUUAUGGACGAUUUAUUGCAGACGAACAAUUUACUGUGUAUGAAGAUGGACAUCGUAAUGGAACAAGAACGGUAUUUCUCUUCGAUCGUGUUCUUCUAAUUUGCAAAGUGAAAGGAUCAGAAAAAUAUACAUUUCGUGCUGCACUAUUCAUUCAAGGAUGUCAGAUCGAAGAAUUAAAAGCAACAAAACGUGAAUUUCCAUUUAUUCUUCGUGAUUCAACGAAACGUGAAUACAAAUUCGUUGCCAAGACCGAAGAUAAACGAUCGUUUUGGUUAAAGAAUCUGCGUGAUGCAAUUGAUCGAUGUUCUAAUCCGGAAUUAUCUGAAAACGGGCAUUUCUUUCAAAUGAAAUCAUUCGAUGAAAUAAAUCCACGCUGUGAUCAUUGUAAUCGAUAUUUAUGUGGAAUAUUUUAUCAAGGUUACGAAUGUUCAAGAUGUCAGAAAAAAAUUCAUCGAGAAUGUAUAAAAAAAGUUGGAACAUGUAUUCAUCGGGCCGUCAAAAUAUGUACUUUUAAUAAAUGUGCGAUCAUGUCAUCAUUGGCACGCAUACGAAGUUUUGACCGUGGUUCGAUUGAAUUACCACGUGCGUUCAGUAAUGCAUCUAACGUUAAUAAUCACAAUCACAUAUAUGCACUGUAUAAUUACGAUGGAACGAUGAAUAAUGGCAAUGGUAGAACAGCAGCGAAUCGAUUUGGUGAUCGACACAUAAGAGUAAAUGAAGGCGACAAAUUAGAGAUUCUCGAAGAUGAUGAUGAACAUAUCUGGAAGGUGAAAAAUCUUCGAACAAAUGAAGUUGGUUUCAUUCCAUCAACGAUUGUGAGUGUUAAUGAUGUCGAUUCUCAAAGAACAAUUCAACGUUCAUCAACAACUCUCGCUGAAACACCGUCGUUGCGUUCGAAUAUCUCAUCAACACUUGCACAGCAUUUUCCUUUCAUUCGUUCACUUGUGCAAGCCUAUAGUCCGCCCAUAUCAAUACGUUCAGCAAAUACGAAUGCCUACUCGAAUCCUCCAUCCGCAAAUAAUCAGAAUCAGACCCAUAACUCUAGUAAUAUACCUAUUCAACGUUCAAAAUCGAUUUCAACGCCAACAACACCUGAAAAUAUUCUGAAUAAGCAUCGAAAUUUACAAUUAUCAUCUUCUUUUGAUAAUACACCUAUAUCUCCGACAUUCGUCCCAGUCGUACCAAACAAUCAUAUCUAUGAUUGGUAUCUUGACAUUAGUCGAAAUCAAGCCGAAGAGAUCUUGAAAAAUGAUUCAGUACCAAAUAAUACAUUUCUUGUUCGUAAACAAGGCAAAAACGAAGGACAUGCUAUUUCAAUCAAACAUAACAAUGAAGUUUACCAUAUUCGAAUAUAUACUCAUGAAAUUGAUGGUUGUAUGAAACAUUACUUAGUUGAUAGUCUACUUUUUGAUAGUUUACAAUCAUUAAUUCAAUAUUAUCAAACACAUUCGCUUGAAGAUCGUUUUCCUCCUGUUAAAAGCUCGUUAGUCCAUCCAAUCGCUCAUGUGUGUAGCCACGACAUGCUACUCUUACCGGCCACAUUAUAG